This is a messenger RNA of Peronospora matthiolae, 1500 nucleotides long. The record is from the annotation of a GenBank genome assembly. Lineage: Eukaryota; Oomycota; Peronosporomycetes; Peronosporales; Peronosporaceae.
AUGAAGUCUGGCUUUGAGAAGCUUGCGGAGAAGAUGAAGUUGACGUCGAAGGACAACUCUGACGAUGCCCAUGAGCGUCAAUCCGAAGAGCACGAUGGAGAAGGCAGUAGUCAUGAGCAUCGUGGAAAAAGUGGCAGUCACUAUCACCAUGGGGGAGGUAGCAGUCAUGAGCACCAAGGAGGUGGUAGCAGUCAUGAACGCCGCGGAGGAGGCAGCAGUCAUGAGCACCGCGGAGGAGGUAGCAGUCAUGAACACCGAGGAGAAGGUAGCAGUCAUGAGCACCGAGGAGAAGGCAGCAGUCAGGAGCACAAAGGCGAAGGUAGCAGUCAUGAGCACCACGAAGAAGGCAGCAGGCAUGAACACCACGGAAAAGGUGGCAGCCGUGAGCAUCAUGGCGGUCACGUGCCAGCGUGCCCGGUGCUAAUCGAGCGAUCCGGCGCCUCCCAAACUAGCAAAUUUGAAGGUAAGUCCUUUCGAGUAACUAUCGUCGCAAGCCACUGGUACGAGAAGGUGGUCCACUCGCUUGUGGAUGCGUGUUCGAAGGAGCUCUUGGCCAAAGGUGUGGGGGAAGAUAAUUUGCACGUCGUGGAGGUCGCAGGGGCAUUUGAGUUGCCGUUCACGGCUGCUCGAUUGAUUGCGUCCGAGAAGAUGAGCCACCGUCCAGAUGCUGUCAUCUGCAUUGGCUGCUUUGUCGAGGAUGCCACGCACACGUGCGAGACCAUGCGUCAAGCCGUUGCGCACGGAAUUAUGAAGCUGAACGUCACGUCGGACGUCCCCGUCAUUUUCGGCGUGCUCUGUUGCGACAACGAGUCGCAAGCUCACUCGUCCGUGGAAAAGCGUUCGUGUUAUGGCAUUGAUGACAGCGAGCAGUGCAACUUCGGUGUAUCGUGGGCGCAGUCAGCAUUGCAAAUGGCACAUCUGAGUCGUUGUACUUCGGUGAAGGAGAUGGAGCAUUGCAGCUGCUUUCGCAGUGACAAUCGUAGUGGUGGUGACAGUGACGAGCACAAGCGGAAGCUCACGAAGCAUGAGUCUGGAAAGCACGAAUCUGGUAAGCAUGAGUCUGGAAAGCUUGAGAAGUGUACGUCUUGCGGUUUGUCGGAGAAGAAGUGCUCGUGCAAGGAGUGCGUGUGCAAGGCGUGCUGCGAUCACGGUGGGGCGUGCACGAGCUGCAAGUCGUCGGCGGAGAAUUGCGAGUGUAAGGACUGCAAGUGCCGUUCGUGCUGCGUCAGGCGCGACGCGUGUCGCCGGUGUGGAUGUCCUCCAGACAGCUGCUCCUGCCAAGGCUGUGACUGUGCUGUCUGCAGCGGCAAAGACGGGAGCGAUGCGAAGACGAAGUCAAGCAAGUACACUGAUGAGCAUGAGUCGACGAAAGCAUCGUCAGGCGGGCAUUCCAAGGAGGAAAGUGCGUCCGGUAGCGGCAGCGGCAUCCACGUGAGCUCUGUCAAGUGUGACCGUUGUGGUAGCCCGAGCGGCGGAUGCCAGUGUGGCUUGUUGCACUAA